AUGGAUUCCUUCAUCUCUACCGCCCUCGAGGAGAUUUGCGCGGAGGGUCCCGCCGGGAUCCCUCUGCCGAAGCUUUGGUGGAACCUGCAGAGUUCUGUCGAGUCGUUCGGUCUCCUGAUGGAUGAUGCCGUCAAGGAGGUGAUCUGGAGACGUCUCCUGGCCCUUCCAGAUCUUCUGUUUAAAUCAUCAUCUGCGAUGUUUACCUCGAGAGACUCGGCCAUCAAGUCCCCAGAUCAGUCGGAGAAGUUGGGGCUGAGAGUAGUAGCAGACGAGCAUCUUAGGGAUAGCUUCCUUGGGAUUUACGAUCUGAAAGCCGCCAAUGUUGAGAUCACACCCGUGCUCAAGCAGGUUCUCGAGCGGCUCGCUGUUGCCAGGUCUAUCAUUUAUUUUGUUCCAUUAGUCUUACGAAAAUUGGGAAUGUGGAAUACGUUCAACACAGCACCGCAUUUCACACCUCGCGGAGUUUAUCUCACCAGUCCCUUCAUGUUUUUGCAGGAGCAAUGGAAUAGCCCAAAGUCAGCUUAGCAAAGAGUUCAAGAUGAAGGAGAACAAGCUCUUCUACUAUUUGAAAAGGCUUGAAUCCCAGGGAUUAAUUGUGCGGCAAUCAACACUCUUGAGGACGAAGGAAGCAUCUGCAAAGAGGGACGAUGAGAUGAAGGACACUGCCAUUGUGAAUACCAAUUUGAUUUAUCUUUAUCGCUAUGCUAAGCGGCUGAGUUCCCUGCAACGAGUUGAGAUUACAGCACCACAUGUGCCACAUAUUUCUGGAGACCCCUGCAAAGGUAAUUUAGAAGGGACUGAUGGGGAACCCUUAAAGGAGGAUGUGAAUGUGAAGGAUUACCUGCCAGAAAUGAGUGCCAUCUGCAAUAUGCUUGAGGAAUCGGCUGGAAAGGUCACUGGCAUUUUCAACAUUGGUGUUUGAUGUGAUAGUUAUCAAUUUCGUUUCUCUGAUUCAGUCUUAAUGAUUUUAUUUCUUAAAGGUCCUUGUUGUAUCCGAUAUCAAGUUGGCUCGAGGAUACAGGAUGACAACCGGUCAUAGAACUUGGAGAAAUGUCAGUCACUACUUAAAAUAAAAUAUUUUCCCCAUUUGCUCUUGAACUAAGGCCUUUUUUUUUUGUUAUUGUUGCAAUGACAGAUAUGUAACCGAAUGAAAGAUGCUUCCCUUGUUGAAGAGUUUCAGGGAAAAGUUAAUGGCAAGGUAGAUUUUCAUGCUAUGAACUUAAAAUGGCUUCUUCACAAAGUUUGUAUCGCAAUUUAUGUGUAUCUUCAGAUAAAUCUGUUUCUUUUGUGACAAUGUUUUUGUCCUAGUUGGUCAUGUCUCUUCUAAUGUGUUCUUGUUAUCCUCUUGGUAAUCUAUUUAGUUCUAGAAUACAAUAGUUUUAAAUGGAUCUAUCUGGUACGGCCUCAGUUUUCCAUUAACUUUGAUGAUCUUGAGUGAAACCUUCAACGGUUUUGAUAAACACAUAUGGGACAUGAGAAGGUUUUAUUCUAUUACCUUCUUUGACUGUUGUAUUUGAUUUUUGUCUCAUUUAUGAAUUCUCAUGAUUUGUACUUUUUUAAUACUUUAUUAUUUUUUAUCGGUUUUGGCAUCCCUGAUGAAUUUGGCUGACCUGGCUCUAUGCACGCAUUUGAGUACAAUUCACUGAUUGCAUCUAUGCCUGCUUUUGCCAAACAGUGUGCUAAGUUGGCAUGUGUGAUUCAUCUCUGAUUGCCUGAGGCAUGGUGUGGGCCACAUUCACACGAAUGCAUGUGAAUUGCAAACCACAGUUUGUGCUAUGCUAUUUAUACCAGGCGCACAGCAUAUCCUUGCGUAACAUGUGAAGCACUUUGAGAAGGGCAUGUGAUGUGUUAAACCUGUCUUUUUCAGGCUUAUUGGGCUUUUUUUCUGUGGUAUGCCUUAAAAUAUUGACUUUUACAGCUUGAAUUUCGUUUUUCAUGAAGUUAUCACCAAAAUCAAUUUUGAAGGCACUCUCUUGCUUUUCUAUCUGUGCGUUUCUUUCAAAAAAGAUAACAUUGCCUCCCAUCUGCAAAGCAUACCCCUGAGGAUCAGCCCUAUAAUGCCGUAUUGAUGUUGAGGAGAUUUUUCCUGUUAGCUAAGUUGGCACCAUCAAACCUUACUCUCUCUUCUCAUUAAUGUAGUUUUGGAUACUUCUGCCUUGAAUUGAAAAUAGAAAAUCUGGCAUCCUCUCAAGAGUUUUUUUAUCGACCUACUUUGGACUACCUAUUCCGGUAAUGUUCAAUUUCGGACAGUUGAACUUUUAUUAUGGAUUUCUUUUCCAGACAAUUAGGAGCCAUUCCAUCUCUCUUUAUUCGCCACUUUUAUUGCCUGUACUUUUAUUUCUGUUGCUUUUGAAAAACAAAAGGGUAUAUCAUGAAAUCUCCACUAUGGUCACUAUGUUUUCUCAGAAUCUCUUUCGAUUUUUUCCUUUCCUAGAAUCCCUUAUAAAUUCCUUCAUCUGUCGUUAUUUCUCUUCUAAUUAAUGGGCCUACACCCGAUUGGUUCAGGUGAUUUUCAUUGUUGCUGUGGAACUUUCCUGUCUCCACUCAUUUUCAGCUAGUUUUGAGUAGGCUACAUGAUGCUUUAAGAGGGAAGCUACAGAUUCUGAUCUUGGAAUGUGUGGCAUUGUCCAAGGGACAACUUAAGCAGAUGGGCGGGUAAGUGGGACCAUGUCACAAUCAUAUCCACCUUCAUUUGAAAGCGUCAAACAUAUAGUUAGAAUAUUUUCCCUAAGGUUUCGAAGAUAACCAAAUGGUGGCCCAUCCUAUAUUGUCAUGCGUAUAGCAUGCAAAUGGUAUAGCUAGAAGUAGGAGUUUGUUGUAGGAGCUCCUUCUGCUCCUGACUCUAGCCUGUUAUGAGGCUAAGUCAGAAGUGUAUCUCAUUAUAUGAAUGGUAUGCACCACAGGUUUUCCAUCUAACCAUAUAUUAAGGUCAGCUGCCACCUUUUAGCAUUUUGUCAAACCAAGACUUCGUAUUCUAUCAUUGAUACUAUGCUUUGAUUUUUCAUCAGUCUGAUUGGUAAGAGCGUUCUCUCUUGAGAGUUGGCUGAACGAACUUGCCACCCAUCAGUCUGGCAGCAGUGGUGGAGAAAACAAAGCAUGUUUCAACAGAAAUGCUGAUUCAGGGCAUCAACAAAACACUAUUGUCUCUUAUGAAAACCCCUUCAAACCCUGGAGCACUGUAUCCUGUUCUGCUAUACUGGCGCCCAGUUGAUGACGAUGAAUUCAAGGGACAAUAAACCCUAAGGCUCUGGGUGUCAGCCUUUUUAAGGAAUUAACCAAGGGAAAUCUCUGAAGAAUCCCCUCUCCCUCAUAUUUCGCAUGUAGGAGAUUGAAAUACAGCCCCACGUUGUCUGUUGGUUUGUAAAUUGAUCACUCUAGAUAGAUAAGUCGAGAAAACCACAAGCAAUUAAUUGAAUACCUUUUUGUGUUGUUUUAAAAAAAAUAAAUAGGUAUAAAUAUCUGGAAAUAAGAACGAGUAGAAGAUAGUGGAAAACACUAAAUCACACCAAUUGGAACUUACAUAUUUUUUUUGAAAGAAUAAAAAUGAGUAAUUAUUAGGUUUCUAGAUGCUGUACUUUCGUCCCUAGCGAAAAGAAGAAUAUUCGUGGAAAGUUCACUAAGAUUUCCCAUGAAAAUGAUGCAAAUACCCUUGAGCUCUCUCAGGGCUUCGUAAAGAGAGAAAUGUUUCCAAAAUAGCCACUGACGCUGCUACAAUGCCAGAAGUCAGGCUGUGCGGAGAGAGGAAAACUUCAAAAUCUCUAGUUGCCUCUGCUCACCAUGGUGUGAAGAAUUCCAUAUAUAGAUUGUUUGAUUCAGUUCAGAACCAGUCCACGCCCUCCUUGAAACUAGAACACAUGGAUAUAAUUGAAAUAUGUUUCAUAGCAUUGCCUGAUUCAUGGGCAAUUCUUGGCCAAUCAGAGUAGACCUGGUCUAGGCAUUCUGUCUAAUUAUGUCUUGAUACAGUCCAGUGAAGCAAGCAAGGUGAAAAAAUUCUUCCUCCCAUACUAGCUCUUGCCCAUUGUUAAGCCAAACGAGAAUCGUUAUUAGCAUGUUCUGAUGGUGCUAUUUAUCUAUAUGAUACCAUCGUGGGAUAGUUAUAUGAUGAGGGUAAUUCAUGGGAUAGAGAAGAAAUCAUUGUUUACACUAGGUUUAUUGUGGAGGCAUGUGCACUUGGGUAAUUCUGGUGGUGAAAGUAGUUUUUGAAGAAAAAAUUGUUGCCUGGUGGUUAGUUGCUAGAGUGAUGACCAUGAAAGUUAGCCGUCUUAGCAUUAUUUCUGUCUUCUUGGUUAUCUCAGAGGUGCGUCUCAUAUUUUCAAUUUGUCGUAUGGCUUCACAUUAGUUGCUUUUGGCUUUCCUAUCACACUUGUAUUAAUGUUUUUCCUGAAUCUAAUAUUACAUUUAUAUCCAGGGAAGUGCCAUAAUAGUACAUUUGUCAUGGAUAAACUAAUUAUAACAUUUACUAGCCAAAAUUUUGAAGUGCGUUGUUAUUUAGGCAUACCAUUAUUCACUUUUUGAAGAAUAUAUGCUGUUAGUUUUAAAUGAUUCAUCUACUCCCUGGAAACAUUUUUUAUAAGCUCGCUAUACAUUAUGAAAAUUACCCUUGAGACUAUCUUAAAAAUGUCUAAUAUUCUACUGUACUUGUCGUAUCUUUUUUAUUUACCUAGAGUAGUAAUAAUAUUUUUAAUGAACGAGCUUGAGUUAAAUUUGUACCUAAUAAUGUGCCAGAAGAAUAUGCAUCUUCUUCAUUCCUGAAACAUAUCAUUUAUUUGACUGUGGUGCCACAGGAGGUUCAAGUGCACCCGUCAACUGCUUGGGUUGACGGUUUAAUUAAAUUAGAGUUUGAGUUUUUAAGGACGGUUUAAUUAAGUUGUUUCUUUUCUGAUGAUCCGUCAACUGCAUGGGUUGUUUUUGCUGAAUGACGAUCACAUUUUGGAAUUUGUAGCUUUUUAUAACUUUAUUUUGAGAUAUUCGAUCUCUUCCUACUCCUAACUUAAAAUUUUAACCUCUAAAACUAGAGAAGUGUGAAUCUAGCAGAAGCUCUUUCUUCUUUUUGGUAGUUGAUCUUUUGAAUUUCAGGUUGUCAAGUGCUUACGCUUGUUGAAGAAGUUUAAUCCUAAGGAUUUUCAGCCCAAGGGUAUUACGUGUGGCUAUGAAAGUUUUCGUUCUGAACAUCUUCAGAGAUGCAGUAGAAGGGGUCAAAUUACUGAUCAGUUUGUUGAGCUUCCUAUUGAACACCGAAUUUAUGAUAUGAUUGAUGGUGAGGGCCCCAAAGGACUAACUAUAUCUGAGGUAUGAUAAUUUUGAUGGCAUUUUUUUUUCUGUUUUCUAAUUGAAGUUUUUUUCUCAUUCCUUCAUUGUGGAGAUGGAUUAUCUUAGACAUACGCAGUGACAGUACAAGAUAAACACUGGCAGAGGUUGUUGCCAUGGUUUCACAUAACUUUGAACUUGCUCAGUGGAUGGAAGAAUUUCAUUGUAUUGAGUGAUAGUGAUAGCUAUCUUUUGACUAAUUGUCAAAUUCUUGGUGUAACCAUUGAUUCUAAAUUAGACUAAGACGUUAAUAUCUAAAGAAGUAUAUUGACGAUGGACUAAUACGGAUAUCAUCUUCCUAUGAUGAGCAGGUUAGCAAAAGGCUUGGACUCAGCAGCAAGAGGACUGAAAUGCGAAUAUGUGAUAUGUGCUGGAGGAUGCCAAAGAGGUUUCCAAUGCAUAUGAGAUUUGAAAAUUAUAACAGAACAAAGGUUUAUAGAGUUUGGACACUUCGAAACUUUGAGGGCAAUUCCUUGGGUGGAACAUCGAGUAACUGUGAAAACGAUUUGAUGAUAACUAACAUUUCUAGCCAUUGCGAGAUGGAUAGAGUUCCAGAUGACCAGUCAUCUGGCAAAAAUAUGCUGUCAGAUUUCAGCUCCAAAGAUCUGCUUUCUGAGAAUAUGCCUCGUGGACAAGUUGAAUAUGCACUUAUUAAUGUUUCACCCAUUUGUGCUGUAAAGGAUAAAGGCGUUAUUACUGUAGAAGCAGAUGCACUGAGUCAAGUGGUCGCUGUCAAAGGUGUAGAUUAUGACACAAGAGACGUUGAAGCUGGUAAGGCAAUGCCAAUGAUUGACAGUCCAUCAGAAUGCUCCCUUCUUGUACGACCAACAUCAAAGGUUCCCUCAUUUAAGAAGUAUCCUUCGGCUGUGACCAUGGACAGUGCCCAAAGGGAGGAAAGGAUUCUUAGAAGAUUAAAGGUAUCUCUGGUUCCGUCACUAGUCCUAUUAUUCUGAUUAUUUUCUUGUAGUUUUUCUUUUAUUUUUCUUUCAUUUGAUGUAUCAUAUUUUUAUUCCAAUAGGGGAUUGUAACAUCAGCUUUUAUUUUUCUGGUUAUUGAUACUGCUACUGCUGUAGAGUUUCGAAACGUCUUGGUUAAACUAGUUCUAUUUUCAGCUCUGGUAGCACAUAUUUCUCAUUUCAGCGGAGUGUGCUUCCUGUUUCAUUCUCUAUGGAGCUUUGAUUUCAUCAUAAAUAUAUUUUAGGAUUCUGUUUUCUUGAAAACAUCGAUCGUAUGCCUGGAAGAGUAAGCGUUCUUUUAAUGCAUGAAGCCAUGCGAAGGAUGAUGGACCUGUGAUAAUUUAGAUGAAAUCUGUUUAUGUUCGAAGACAGAAGGAUUGCAAUGGUUGCCUGCAGAGGAUUUCACGAUUGAGAAUGUAUCUAUAUUUCAGUGAUAACAGAGGACUUACUCUAGUUUGAGCGUUUUUCUAUCAUUUUCCCUCUAAAUCUGUGGAUAGGGUUUAUUUUGAGCUAUGCCGUUUUGACAGGAUCAUGAACGAGUAGUUCAUUUAUGAUUGGUUACGCUUUUAAUUUGCACACAAAACGUGGAAUAUCUAGCAAUUUAAAAAAAUUAAAUAGAGAUAGGUGUGUGAUCAAUCGAAUCAUGUAUGAUCAGGGGCAAUAUCUGUAAAAGAAAAAUGAAGUUGAAAACGUGUUGAAGCUGUUUAUUCCUCCUGAGAAAGAUAAAUGCCUCCUGUUUGUUUUAUGGAUGUUUGCAUGGAUAAUUUACCAAUUUUUUGUCUUAUUUUUUGGUAUUAUCCAGUCUUUGCCUGUACCAUUAAGUGUUUGCUUCAUUUUCAUGCAGAAUGAGAAAUUCUUGCUUACUGCUGAGCUGCAUAAAUGGCUUGAUGGUUUGGAAAAAGACAAACAGACAACAAUGGCUAGGAAAACAUUGACUCGAUCAUUGCAAAGGCUCCAGCAAGAAGGGUACUGCAAAUGUAUUCAGAUCAGUGUACCCGUUUUGACAAAUUGUAACCGUAGUCGUGCAGCAGAGGUCAUUCUACAUCCGUCAAUAGAAACUUUUUCCUCAGAACUUCUGGGCCAAAUUCACCAAAGAUUAAGAGACUUUGAUAUGCAGAGUCAUGGACAAGGACUAGAUCGCCCAAAGAAUGAAAGUGUAGAUGUCACUGAAUUAACAGAUGUGAAGAGGCACAUGAAUCGUGGAGCAACUGAACUUCAGUCUAUUAAGGUAGAAAAUAUGCGCAUCAAUGGUUAUGUUCCUGCAAUCAUGGUUCGUGCAAAGCUUUUGCAUAGCUUCCUGUGGAGCUUUCUUCGUGGUUUGCCUGAAUGGGAUGACACUUUGAUGACUGUUGGAGACGCAUAUGACUGUACAAGUCCUCGUAGCAUGCUCAAAUCAUUUUCACUUGUAUCAGCAAUGGAGAAUAUGCCAUUUGAAUUGUUCUUACAGGUUGUAGGGUCUGAAAAGCGUAUUGAUAACAUGGUUCAGAAAUGCAGGCUUGGGUUGAGACUUUCUGAUCUUCCUGUCCAUGAAUAUAAGGGUUUGAUGGAUACUCAUGCAACUGGACGGUUAUCCCGUGUGAUAGAUAUCUUAUACCGAUUGAAGGUAAUCAUAUCGCAUAAACUUCUUUCUGGCUUCUGGAAAUAUAAAUUUAGAAUUUUUAUUGCUGCUCAUGUGUUUGAGAAAUGUCACCGAUUUAUCUUAAAGCUCCAUUUUGUGUAAUUCAGCUUAUCCUCGUUUUUAUCUUGGUGCGAGUCCUGGUAAAGUCUAUAGCACUUAAUUCACGAUCUGAAAGAACCAUUAUUUUAUUAUAAAUUCUACCAUACAACAAAAACAUGUGCCACCCCAUUUUUAUUCGUAAAAAUAUUUUUCACUUUUCAGUUGGAGGAGCCACAAUUUAAUCCCAUAUUAUUUUAAAAGAAUAGGGAAGCUUUCGUAAUCUCCAGCAUUCCUCUUCUUCCGUGUACAUCUGCUUGCAUAACAAGGACGUAUUAUAAUGGUUGCACCUAAAAUAGGGAAUAGCUGUAUUUUUUUCAAUCAUGAUUGAGUUUCUUUCCACGGUUAGUGAUACUGUGAAUCAUCGAACAAAUACUGGAAUACACUAAUUUUUCCGAUUUUGUCACCUUUCUGGGCAGUUAAUUCAGCUGGCAACUGAAGGAAUGGUAGCUAGCACAAACAUGGUUCCCCAUUGUCUUUCAACAUAUUCUCUGGAGCUUAAACCAUUUAUUGAAGUGCCAAGAAGCUCACCAUCUACUGAUGUCCUUUCUCCUGCUUGUCCUCCAAGACUGAGGCAUGAUUUUCUACUGACAAAUAGGGAGGCUGUUGAUUCUUAUUGGCAAACCCUGGAGUAUUGCCAUGUUUCAGCGGAUCGAAAUUCUUCAUUAAAGGCAUUCCCUGGGUCAGCUGUUAAAGAGGUUUGCUCUCCCCACGCUUCCGACAUGUUUACAGGCGGAAUAUAAUGUAUUGGUUUUGUAUACUUGUAUUAUCUAUUUUUUAAGGAUACUUUCACCCAAAAUUUGUGUUUGGCUCAAUUUUUGUUUUCUUGGUUGUGAUAUUCUGUCUUCAUUGGUUCUAGAUCUUUCUUCUAACUGUAAAUAUAUAGUUUUUUAUUUCAUUAUUUCAUGACUUGUCAUUGCAAAUGGCUUUAAUGCCAAAUGAAGCAUAUAAAACAGCCCCUACUUAUCUUUUUCUCCCCCCGUACAUAGAUAAAAAAAAGUAAAGAUUACGUGACUGUCCCUGGAAUACGAAUUAAACUGAUCAACAAAAAAAUCCCAAGGGUUAUUCAACGGAAGGUGCUGUGGUAGCAUUAUCGACCUCUUGUGUUGUGCGAUUCUAAGUUCUGCCUGCAGCACUAAUCACUAUCAAAAUGCUGGGGACGUCUCUGUAUCUCUUACUUGCAUAAGAAACAAAAUUCUUAUCAACUGAUUCAAGAAUGUGGAUUUCGCUUUAGUAAAUAAAUAUAAAUAUCUAGUUAGAAGUUCUACUACCCUGAGACAGUUAAGUUCUAGUACCUUUUAAGAAAUUAAUUAAAAUAUGUGCAAAUGGAUUUCAACCAUUUAAUGUGAAUAUACGAAAUCUUGAAAUAUAGACAACUCGGGGUUUGAAAAGUGAAUGAUGCCAUGUUUUAAAUUCCUGUAGCUUUGUGGUUGGAUAAUGUAAUGUGGAGAAUGAAUUGGUUUUUCGUUCAUCAUCUGAGUAAUGUUCAACCCGAAGGACAUUUUAACCUUCCCAAACAUAGAGAUUUGACUGGAAGGCUACAUUGGGUAAAAUAUGAAGCCUUAUGCUUUAUGGAAUAUGGACUACCCAUCUUGUUAUACAUAAGAAAGGUGGAUAAGUGAACGUUUUACAUAGUUUCAAAUACACGAAAAGUUUUCUUUUUAACAAAAGGAUCAUCUUUCUUCUGAAUAAUGAUAGUGCCCCACCAGCAUGCGGCGGGAACUGUUCUGAAUGAAAUUUUACACAAAAGUAUAGUGCUACUUGGAGGAGCGGGAAGUAAAAACCUAGAGUUGACAGGACCAAGUACCUCUCAUGAAUAAAGCCUUUAAAUGAUUCCAGCAGGUCAAUUAAAUAUGAUGGCACGUGUUCUCAUAAUCACCCGUAGAAACUCCCUGAAAUUCAUUGUUGAAUAACAAGGAAUCGAGAUUGACUUAGAGCUGAUCAGGCAGAAAUAAGAGAUGCCCCUGUCAGGAAAGAUCAUUGGGUUAAAACAACUACAGAGAGGGCUAACCUUCGUUCAAAGGAAGGUCUCCGUCAUUUUCCUCAAGUAUGCCAAACGAGCUCUCUUUGAAUGGGAGGAACACUGUCCAAGUGACUCUAGGACUACAUAAAAAACCUAAUAGUCUUUGAAGUAUCUGUGAAAGGCAUACUUCCAAACGUGUCUUACAUUUCUUAAUUGGGGUAAUGCCUGGCCCUAAUGAAUUAAGGGAAGUAAGAAUCAUUUCAUUAUCUUUGCUGAAAGGUAAUGAGCUUGAAACACCGACAACUGCUAAUUGCGAAUGUGUUUCUUGCGUCAAUAUCGUUGAUUAAGAAUAAUUCAUUUUUGUAGUCCGUAUGAAUGUGGAUUCUGCUUCUAUUACAAUUUAAUAUUUCCUUGUCUUGUGAGAAACAAUUAAGAGAAAAGAGAUGGCUGAGUUCCUGACAGCACACUGGCUGCUAGAAAUACACUAAAUAUGCACAUGCCAGAUGAGGAUAAUCUGGAAACAUAAUUUCCAAGAACAUCUAGAGUGCAAUGAGCUGGUCAAGGUAGCAUUUUAUUUGUUGCUAGAAAGAGUACUACUCAUCACAUUUCAUAUCCCUUCAUAAGACUUCAUGCUGAUCAUGGGGUUGAGUGCAAAGCAAUCUUAUUUAUCUUCAGGUUAUCAGACAAUUAUGGGACUAAAAGUAAAAUCAGAUCCCUUAUGCGGGAGGUUAUCCAUUCGAUGAACAAUAUCAGAUAAUAGAGUGGUGAUUUACCACUCUGGCAUGAUAAAUCCCAGGAUGAGAGAAUGGUGAUUUACCAGCUCGUUUUCUGGCCGAAUUUUGCUUGUUAUUGAUGAAUUUCUGUCCUCAUUAUCUCCAAAUGCUGUCAGGAUGAGAGAUUGUUACCAUUUCUUUAACAUACGCACUAUAUGACCAAGUACUGGCCACUUGAUGUAAAGUCGAAACAAUUCUCAGAAGCGUAGCUCUCCAUUCCACAUUCUGCUAAUUAUUUUUUACUCUCUGGUAUUGUGGUAAGUAAAAUGAUUUUCAUUGGUACCAAAUCAGCAAUCACAAGCUUUAUGUGUGCUGUUAUGGUACACUGGACAGGUGAUUGGAAGGCACAAAUCACAGACCAAGAGGAAAACGAAUACAAGAGGAUAAGGAGAAAAGAAACAUGAAGGUUGUUUGCAGAGGCAAAAUGAUAGCGUCUUAGAGUAGUCUGGGAACGGUCAGUGAAGGUGUGACGAGUUUUAGUAACCCUUAAAACAAGUAAUUAAUUUUUCAACUUUCAGAAACAAAAUGCCUUAUUAUUAGAUAAUUAAUUUAGGAUUAAUCUUUGAGAACUAUCUGUAUUUUUCAAUAGAAACAUAAGUUCUGAUGUUGAUAGACUGAAAACAAAUGGCUGGACCUUGCAGAGGUAUGCGAAGUUUGUAGAAUAUUUAACCAACUUAUCUAGAGUCUAAUUUUUCGUUUUGGGGCUGGAAUUAUUUCUCUAUGAGGGAAGAAAAACGUUAUAUUUUUUCUGUUGGAUGAUUAGUCCAAUGUGUAUUGGAGGUUAUAAUUUCUUCUCAAAAAAGAAAUCAUAGUGUAAAUGGAUGAGUUCCUUUUUUCCUUUUCAUCUUAAACUAGAUUUGUUGUCCUUUUAGUAUUAGAACGUGAGAUGAAAUUAUAGGUAGCAUAUUUUUAUUUCUUACUCUGAAUUACACUCAUCAAUUCCAUGUUAACCUAUUCAAUGCCUCGAUUUCUUUUUGCGACAAUAAUUAUUUAAAUUUGAUUAAUGAAAACCUUGUGCCUUAGUGGUUUCAUUGAGGAAAUGUCCUUGUCUCAGUAUCUGUUAGAAGUCGAUCAUUUCUCUCUUUUUUCUAAUUAUACUUAGUGGCUAUUAUCUGCAGUAACUAAUGUUACUUUGAAUCGUGAUUUUCAGAUUUUUCUGGCUCGAUCUUGGACUUCAGUUCGAGUUAUGACUGCUGAGCAAAACACAGAGCUGCUUGAGCGGUUGGGAACUUAUGCGCCAGACAAAAAAGUUCCUUUUGGAGAGUGUGUAAAGAUUUCUAAGGAGCUAGAUCUUACUUUAGAGCAGGUUCACAUCGAACCAUUUUCUUUUGUGGGGAAUUUAUUUCUAGUGUCCAUAUGCUCAUGUUUGAAUUUUUGUCAGGACAUUCGUCUAUUCAUAUGUCCAUAAGAUAAUCGUUUUUCGAAUUUAUUUUUCUAACGAUAGUUGUGAAUGAUUAAAUAUUUGCUACAGUUUUUCUCACUUAUAGUGGAUAAUUAUUAUCUUGCUGGUAAAAGUUUAGUUUUGAUUUUAGUAAUAAUUACGCAAUUUUAUCUUAUCAUUUUGAAGAUAAUUUUCCCUUCUGGAUUUUUUUCCAGACAGGCUGAUUAUUUUUUUCGUGCGAUCAGAUCGGAAAACACGUUUAGAAUUCUAAUAACAUCUUUUGUUGCAUUUUUCUUAAUUUUAUUUCAUACUUACCUCUGUGAUUUUCCAUCAUUAACCCGUUUAUUGCAGGUUCUUCGCGUUUCUUAUGGUAUGAGACAAACUCGUCGUCGCAGGUUUCCUAAAAGCUCAGAAGCCAUACAACAGGAACUGAAUCAGGAAAUAAUGAACUUAGGAUCUGUUGUACGUAAAAGAAAGAGACCUGCAAAGGUCACAUCGCUGGAUCUAGUUCAUGCCAAUGGAAAAACUGAAGAAACAGGUUUAUUGAGAGCAUCGAGGAUCACUGAUGAUGAUGAGGAAGACAUGGAUGAAAUGUGCUAUGAUCUCACUUCUGCAAAGCAUGACAUUAACGUUCAUUUCUGUGAGCAAGAUGAUAAUAGGAAGGGUUCUGUGGAUGCUAGAGCAACCAUUGGUGGAAAAGAUUUAGAUUCCCUCAGGCAGCAUUCUCUCUCCAGGAAAAAGUUUAAGCGUCAAAGAAAAUUUUCUUGGAGCCACCACUUGGACAGGUACAGAUAUUAUGCCACCUUGAAACUCACAUUUUUUUCAGAAGCGGAAUGUCAGAUAGAUUCUGAUGUUAUAUUCUUUGCUGCCAUCGUUCGAUUGCUGAUUCUAUUGAACAUGUUUCUGUCUCCUUUUCCCACAGAAAGUUGAUAAUUGAAUAUGUCAAGUAUAGGGCACCUCUUGGGGCAAAAUUUUGUCGUGUUGAUUGGACUUCAAUCACUGACCUUCCAGCGGAUCCAGAUGCUUGCAAAAGAAGAAUGUAUGUGUUAAACAGUAACAAGACAGUCAGAAAAAAAGUGAUGAAACUGUGUAACAUUGUUGGUUCAAGAUAUACCAAGUUUCUAAGGAAAUCAAAAGAGGAGAAAGUCAGAUGUCGUGAUGGUUCUGAAAUGUUAAAUCAUGGCAACUCAAGGAAGGAAAGUUGGGAUGACUUUGAUGAUCCUGAGGUGAAAAUGGCUGUGGAUGAAGUGCUUCGUUUCAAAAGUAUGGCUAAUUUAGAAUACAACAAGAAAGUUAAAUCAAAAUAUCGAACGAAUGCAAUUGCUACUCCCACACCUAAUGCAGAUGUACCUGUUCAUGUAAGUCGUCAACUUGUGGAGUUCACUGAGUUAAUUCUGCAUAAACAACUUUUGUAUUGAUUUCAUCCAAUUCAGCUAUUUCCUUGAAGAACUUUGGUGUUGUCUAAUGGACAAUUUAUGCUUUCAGGCCCCUUCGGAAAAAAAUGACCUAAUCUUAUUAUCAGCUGCUGGGAGUAUGACAAGUUGUGAUAAUGAAUUUCCCAGUCAUUCAAAUGGUGGAUCUGUCCUUAUCUGCAGACACGUGUGUGAAUCCAUGUCAGUAGCCAAUGCUGUGGAACUAUUCAAGCUGGUAUUUUUGAGCACAUCAACAGCCCCUGAAGUGAGAUCGCUAUUGGCAGAGACUCUCAAGUGGUAUUCCGAACGUGAUCUGACAAUGGCGUUCAACUAUCUUAAGGAAAUGAAAUUGAUGGUAUGACGUAUUCUUUUUUGCUUUUUGGCUUGAACCAUUUUGUUUUCAAAAUCAGCGAAGCUCACGACUGAUUAUUCUUUCUCAUUUAUUAAACUAUAUCUUCAAGCUAAUUUGAUCUGGUUUUUCUUCAUGUUAGUUUCUGAAACUCUAAUCAUUGUGUUAACGUAUCAAUCACGUGUACCAAUGAAGUUUGGGUUUGGUUCUUCCUGAUCUGGUUGAAAGGAUGAUUUUUCUUCUUUCCUGAAUAUAACUGGUUUUGUUGUAGCUCAACUAAUGAGAAGUCGAUCCUGGACCAAUAUGGCUUUCCAACCCAUAUUUGACUCCAGAUUUUGAAUUUCCUAUGGUAUAUAGUCGUAUAACUUUUUAAAACACAUCAUUCAACCUGAAAGUAAUUUCUUGUCAGGUAAAAACCCUGAUUUAAAGUUUAAUUUGCUGAGUCUUCUUUGAUUUAUUGAUUAUGAUGUUAUUUUUUCAGUUCAGAUCUUUGUUGUUGUUAACUAACGGUUGAUUCUUUUACUAAAUUAAGUAGUCUUGAAUCAUCUGACAAAUGAAACUAUCAUAUGGCUAUGGUGAUGGAUUAAUUUUUUUAAAAUUCUAUGAAGAGAACCAGUGGUAACAUCGUUUUAUCACUGUAAAACUGUUUUUUUUAUACUGGCAGCCUUUUUACGCAUCCAAGUUGAAAAUAAGUGCAACAAGUGAAUGAGAAAGUAAAAAACAUGUCUUUCUCUCUACUUAUUUAUCUCCCAUACUCUAUGCUUUCAUUUCGUAUGGUUUCCUGUUUUCCUUUCUAUGCUGCUUUUAAUUUUUGCUUCCGUCAUUCAUCCUAAUUAAUCUGUUUCCAAUGUCAUGCCCUCUUCAGUGGUGUCAAGCCUAUUUUUCUAGCUUGACAUAUUUUUUUGUAGAAUGCUGAUUGAGGACAAAGUAGCAUAUGAAAAAACAAUGAUAUGAAGUCAUUUACUAUUUGUAAUCAUCUCAAAAUUUCCUUGAGUUAUUGAAAUUUCUCGAUAUCAUAUGCAGACUCCAAUAGGCUCACCUAUCUAAGCCUUAACUAAAAUGGAAAACUGAAACAGCAUAACAUAAAUAUCUAAAUAGCAGUAGCCCUUGAAAUUGUUAAGAGAUAACCUCUUUUCUAUACAUAUUUAUAUUUUUUAAAUUAUGAUAUUACCAAACACUAGCCAUCAGGUGGAUGUGAUAAAGUAGGUAGUUCCCUUCACAGGGGUUUGUGCUAAUUAAAAUGCCAUUAAAAUCAAUUUAGAAGUGGCGCUAACUGAGCUAUCUUGUUAAAUUAUGGCAGGAACAUGGACAUGGAAAUCACCAGCUUUUUCUUUCCCAAAGGUUCUUGAUUAAUGCAUAUUCUUCUCCUUUUCCUCUUGACUCUGGAAAGAGAGCUACUAAGUUCUCAGCUUGGCUUAUUAAUGAGGAUAAAAACUUAAUUGGAGAUGGUGUUAAUCUUAAUUUGGAUAUGCAAUGUGGUGAAGUUUUCCAGCUAUUAGCUCUUUUCUCGUCUGGAAGUCUCUCUAUAGAACCAUGCAUGCCGGACGAAGGUGUUGGUGAAGCUGAUGACCCAAAAUACUCAAUAGCUGAAACUUCUGACGCUAAAGUGAACAGUGAUGAGAAAACUAUGAAGCAGAAGGUAUGGUGGAGAAAAGAAAGUGAACCUUGUAAUCGUCGAGAGAAAGGAUUUCCUGGUGUAAAAAUGCUCCUGAAACGUAAAGUAUUUUCAACAGCAGAGAUUUUGUCAUUUCAUCCAGAAAACAAUUCCCAAUCAUCUCCAUUGCCACAUGUAGAACGAAGACAAGAACCUUUGGAUGCUAAAACUUUUUCGGAUUCUUCUAAAGUUGGUCGGACCACAAAUUUGUUGAAUGUUUCUCUAGAUGACUCACUCUGGGAAUCGAUGACCCCCUAUGCAGCAAGAUUGGCCUCAACAGAUUCUGUACGAGAGCAAGGGCUUAUUUCUCCCAGAUUGAUGAAAAAUGUUUAUAGUGCCAUUCAUCAUGCCGGUGACCAAGGAUUGAGUAUGGUGGAACUGUCUGAGAACAUUCUCAUGCUUGGUAGAUUACAUAUUUUUCCUUAUUUUCUUAUGUAGUUCCUGUUAAAAGAAAAAUGAAAAUACUGAGGUUAUAUUGAUCUUGGUCCUUGCUUUUUCAGGGAAUGAAUUAGCUGAGAUCGCUGUGGACACACUUGCAGAAUUUCAACUGAUAGUAAAGGUACAUAUCAUUGAUAUUUCUAAGUACUUGAAAACUUUUCAGAAAUUCACUUUUUUUCGAACACUAUCAAUUGAUUAGCACUUAUACUGUCAUAAUGGUAUUUUUUUUCUGAUUUAGUCCCUAAAUUCACCUUUUGUUCAUUAGUUCCUUUUUAUUACGUGGUAGAUAUUAUUAAUGUCUAUAAUUGUGAUGCUCACAGGUAAAUGCAUAUGAUCAUGUUCGUGUGGUCGACUCUUCUUACAAAUCAAAGUACUUCGUAGUUACACUGGAAGAAAACAGACAGGAUUCUGUUCCGGAGAAUUCUCAACAGAUUAGUUAUGAUAUCUCUCGCGUACUAUUGAGAAAUCCUGAAAAUAAUCGUACUUCUGGGGAUGUGAACGCAUGUGACGGACAUGGAGUGUCACAUUUUCAUUCUAGGGAAGGACCUCCAGAGACAUGCAACAAAGGUGUUGAAGAAGACAUCACAACUGAUGUAUGUCUGAAUAAAGGUACCUCUGUAACAAAGGGAGACCUCGGAAAGACGAUAAAAUUUCUUGCUCCAGUUGAAACUCGUAGAUGUCAAGCGAUUUUACCAUGGAUAAAUGGUGAUGGCAGCACAAAUGACACAGUUUAUAGAGGAUUAGUGCGCCGAAUCCUUGGGACUGUAAUGCAGAACCCUGGUAUCCUAGAGGUAUGUCACUGUCCUGCUUUUUUUUCAUGUAGGACUGGUCAACAAUCAAGUAAAAUAUUUGUUGAGUGUUCGCAGCUGGUUUAAUUAAAUACUAACUUUACUUGUCCCUAACAUAAACGAUGUAGGACGCCCAGGUAUUUUGUUAAAUUGUUGCAGAAGAUCCUGUAUUGUGGUAAAAGUCAAAUUACAUUGUUUUUUCUGGUCCUUUGGGCUACUAGACUAUACAAAGUGUAAUGUUCUGUUUCUGAAGGUUCUGUAGAAUUUAGAAAUCAAGCACCAGCUAUCACACACUGUCAGAUUUUUCCAUUUUUCUGAUACUCUUAUCAGUUGUUAUGUAUCUUAUUGUGACCAAGAUGGAGUUCAUCUAUUGUGCAGUAAGAAUUAGGUUGCUAGCACCCUAAACGUAUUUGAAAGCCCUUCAAAUGCGGACUAAAAUAUUCUUCCCCCAAACACUCUUAAGAUAGGCUUCAUGAAAAAUUCAAAUAUUAAAUAAAACAAUCUUAUAAAUCCCUUAUAUCAUUUGAUAGGCACGACUCUUUAAUACUCAUUGAAUGUUUUAGUUUCCAAUAUAUGUGAAUUUAGGCUCAAAGUUUUUCUCAUCAGCAUACCAUCCAAAAUCUAGUGAAGUGUUUUAUGAACUUUUUUAUAUAGAUACCAUUCUCUAAUAAUCAUUGGAGGUCCUCUUGGAACCCAAUCAAAUGAAGAACACUAAUUUCUACUCCCAGAAUUGUGCAUUUGAGGUAAUGGGCCGCCCCAUUUUAGAGAGCUGACGGGGAUAAAUUUGGUGUUGAGAUUUUAAUUGAAAUUAUUUCAUGAAAUGCAAAUUGAUCUUAACUGUAGAUUGCUUCUAAAUCUAAGUCGAGAGAAUGAAUCUAAGACACCAUGGUAUCUUGACAAACGAAUUUUAAUGUAUACUGGUCACUGUACAUAUUUAUCAUCCGUACACGUCAUUGUAGGCCAUUUAGUUAAGACAUUACUGGGCUAGUUAUUAAUUGGUUGCUUUUUUCAAUCUUUUGACGAUGGCAGGAAGACAUCAUCAAUAGAAUGAUCGUAUUGAAUCCUCAGGUGCGUUCAUCUUUCUCUCUUAGAUUUCUGUUUCUGUUAAGAUGGUAAAAGUGUUGCAAGCUUUCUCUUUUGAAUUCAAAGUAGUGUUUAUUUUCUCUCUCUGUUCUCUUAUUUAUAAUCAAUUGUGUGCAGAGCUGCAAACAGCUGUUGGAUCUGAUGAUUCUUGAUAAUCACAUCAUUAUUAAGAAGAUGCAUCAGACCACUGGUUGUGGGCCCCCUUCAAUUUUUGGAGGUCUUUUUCGUCCGGAAGGAAAAUUGACAGAAGCUGCAAUGUUCAGGAAACAUUAUUUUGCAAAUCCCAUGAGUGCAUCCUUGCUUUAA
Spirodela intermedia is the source of this 18124-nucleotide messenger RNA. The record is from the annotation of a GenBank genome assembly. Lineage: Eukaryota; Viridiplantae; Streptophyta; Magnoliopsida; Alismatales; Araceae.